This is a messenger RNA of Solenopsis invicta (red fire ant), 1419 nucleotides long. RefSeq names its product GTP-binding protein 10 homolog. Gene Ontology annotation, molecular function: GTP binding; GTPase activity; magnesium ion binding. The transcript has 4 exons. The record is from RefSeq and is a predicted model, not a curated record. Bases 214 to 1383 code for a protein of 389 amino acids. Gene Ontology annotation, cellular component: mitochondrion. NCBI's taxonomy places the organism in Eukaryota, Metazoa, Arthropoda, Insecta, Hymenoptera, Formicidae.
UACACCACUGCCUUUGCGUCAAAUAACCUCAAAGCCAUUGGGCAGGUUGACGACGCGUGUCCGUGAGACACAAAUUAAAAAAAAAAAAAAAACAUGAUAUAGGUACAUACAUGUAUGUAUGCGUCUAACAAACGAUUAGAUUGAAAAAUACGAGAGUGCAAGAUCGUAAGAAAAUAAUUAUAAUUAUAUACCUUGUACUGUAAUACGUGUACAAUGGUAUUUUUGACAAAAGUUAUUUUAGCUUAUGCGAAAAAGCCACCGAGAAGAUAUCUACGUUCCAGAUUCAUUGAUACGCUGCGUCUUCAUGUCAGGGCGGGUACAGGAGGUGCUGGAUUGUCUCGUUAUGGCGGAUUGGGAGGUCCAGGGGGUAAUAUAUAUGUAGUUGCAAAAGACGAGUUAACAUUAGAGCAAGUAGCCAAGUCUUUGAAGACCAAACGGAUCAAAGCAGAUCCAGGCAAUGACAGUACAGCAAGGGGAAUUAUAGGUGCACCUGGUGAAGACAAGAUUAUUACAGUUCCAUGUGGUGUUGCAAUAUAUAAUGAGAAUGGAGUAUUGUUAGGAGAGUUAAACAAAGAAGACUCCAAACUAUUAGUAGCUAGAGGUGGUUUAGGUGGUUCUGAAAAUACAGGUUACUGUGGAUUGAAGGGAGAAUCUCGGAUAAUAAAAUUGGAUUUGAAACUGAUUGCUGACAUCGGACUAGUUGGUUUUCCCAAUGCUGGCAAGAGUACAUUCUUAGCAGCAGUUUCAAAAGCCAAGCCUAAAAUCGCUAGUUAUCCCUUCACUACCAUAAGGCCCAAAUUAGGUAUUAUGAAAUACAACGAUUUAAGACAGAUUACCGUGGCAGACUUACCAGGUCUGAUUGAAGGAGCACACAUGAAUAUUGGAAUGGGUCACCAGUUUUUAAAGCAUAUUGAAAGAACAAAGCUACUCAUGUUUAUCGUAGAUAUACAAGGAUUUCAAUUAUCACCUAAGCAUGGUCAUAGAUCCUGUUUAGAAACUGUAGUCUUGCUAAACAAGGAAAUUGAGCUCUAUAAACCAGACUUAUUAAAAAGGCCAGCCGUGCUUAUAAUUAAUAAAAUGGACACUGAUAAUGCUGAUAAUAUUCUCCAAGAAAUUAAGCCAGCACUGUAUAAUUUAUCAAACUAUGUGUCUACAUGUUCAAAGGAUAUACAACCUGAACAGGUGAUACACUUUGAUGAUAUUUUGCCAACAUCCUUAAUCUCAAAAGAUAAAAACGAUAUAGAAACGAUCAAAAACAGGAUACGGAGUAUAUUGGAUAAAUAUGAAGAGAAGAAACAUACAUUAGAACAUGGUGAUUUGGACUCUUUGUUAAUGAAGAGGCUAAAAUGUCAAUUAGAGGAACAUACGCCGACCGUUGUAUAAAUUUGUAACGUACAAAAAUAAAUAUUUUGUACAUAA